This is a messenger RNA of Sesamum indicum (sesame), 2383 nucleotides long. RefSeq names its product leo1-like family protein (gene VIP4). NCBI's taxonomy places the organism in Eukaryota, Viridiplantae, Streptophyta, Magnoliopsida, Lamiales, Pedaliaceae. Gene Ontology annotation, cellular component: Cdc73/Paf1 complex; nucleus. The record is from RefSeq and is a predicted model, not a curated record. Gene Ontology annotation, biological process: positive regulation of transcription elongation by RNA polymerase II; transcription elongation by RNA polymerase II. Gene Ontology annotation, molecular function: RNA polymerase II C-terminal domain phosphoserine binding.
AGUAUUCUUGGAGAUUCAAUACAUAAAAACCCCAAUUCACACAAACAACAGAGUCACAUACACCUGAGUUUCUGCCUCUGAGUAACCUCAAUUUUCUUUUCUCACACUUCAAUUCACGCAGGAAUACACGUGCAAAAAUGGUGGGAGAAGAGAAACGGCAUCAGAUGAUGCAGAAUUUGUUCGGGGACCAAUCGGAAGAAGAAGAUGAGGAGGAGGAGGUCGAAUCCGAGCACGAGUCCAAUCGUCAACCUGACUAUGCCUCCGAUGAAGGGGAUGGAGGACCAGAACAUGAAGUUGAAGUUGAAGGUGAAGGUGAAGUUGAAGGUCAAGGAGAGGCAGAAAUUGAGAGUGAAGGUGAACCUCGGGAUCUUGAUCCUUUACAUGGAGAGAGCGAGGGUGAGCGAGAGAAAAGUUCUCAAGAAGUUGAAAUAGGUGAUCAAAGGGAAGAAAGUGAAGAAAGGUACUCGGAGAGUGAUGAAAAGGAGGAAUACGGCCAACGAGUUGUAACAAGUAGAAGGCGUAAUGAAGUUGAUAGUGGAUCAGAAAGAUCUGGGGAGAACCGCUAUGUUGCUAAUGAGGAUGACGAAGUGAAUCAGGCUAGGAGUCCUAGUAGGUCAAUUGGUGAGGAGAAAGAAGAGGAUCAAUUUUUGCAAUCAGCUCCAGAGAUUCGUGAUGUUUUUGGAGACUCUGAUGAUGAAGAACAAGCAGAGUACGAAGUUCAGAACCAGAUUGAAGACGAAAAUAGAUCACCAAUGGACGAAGAGGGAAAUUAUGAGAAAGAAUUGAGGCCGGAAGAUAUGAUACCGGACGAAGAUGCACCAUAUGACUCUGAAGAAGAGCGCAUUGAGGCUAAAAUUAAAGAAAAACCGGUUGGCCCCCCACUGGAGUUGGAAAUUCCUCUGUGUCCUCCUCCAGCUGAAUCAGACAAGAUGAAUAUGAUCAAAGUUUCUAAUAUAAUGGGUGUAGAUCCUAAACCCUUUGAUCCCCACACAUAUGUGGAAGAGGAUUUUUACGUAACCGAUGAAUCUGGAUCGAAAAAAAGGAUACGACUGGAGAACAAUGUUGUUCGUUGGAGGAGGGUCAAAAAGCCUGAUGGCACAACAUCAAUUGAAAGCAAUGCUCGCUUUGUGGAAUGGUCGGAUGGCAGCCAACAGUUACUCAUCGGGAAUGAAGUUCUUGAUAUAUCGAAGCAAGACGCACAACAUGAACAGGCCCACCUUUUCCUUAGACAUGGAAAAGGCAUUCUGCAGUCUCAGGGGCGAAUUUUAACAAAGAUGAGGUUUAUGCCUUCAUCCUUAGCAUCGAAUUCGCAUCGCUUAUUGACUGCUCUCGUCGAUUCCCGACACAAAAAGGUGUAUAAAGUCAAGAACUGUAUCACUGACAUCGACCCUGAGAGGGAGAAGGAGCAAAAAGAAAAGGCUGUUAAUCAAUCAAUUAAGGCUAAUGAACUUCUUAGCCGGAGAAAGGAGAAGGUAAAUCGGAAAUAUACACAACCCAUCCGCCGGGAGCGUCAACUCUCUCCUGGUUUCCUAGAGGAUGCACUUGAGGAGGAGGAUGAACCAGAUUAUUAUGAAUCUCGACGUUCUGCUGUCCGCCGACGCUUUGAGGAAGACCUCGAAUUGGAAGCUCGAGCUGAAAAGCGCAUAAUUAAUGCAAAGAAGGGUCCAAAGGAUAUCCCUCGGAAGUCAGCACUGCCAGCUGCUAAAUCAUCUCGGCGGCCUGUGGACUUCUCUGAAAGUGAGAAGGAGGAGUCUGAGUAUGAAACUGAAGGGGACGAAGGUGAGGGUUCUCCACCACACAGAAGGGAUGAGGAAGCAGAGGAAGAUUAUGCAGAAGAAGAUGAAGAGCAUGAACAAAGAGAGGAAGAAGAGACUUAUGAUGAAUCAGAAGAAGAAGCCGAGGAACCAAAGCACAAGGGUAGGGGUUCAGGAGGAAGCCAAAAAAGGAAGGACAUUGAGUCAGAUGAGGACUCUCCUCCGAGGAAAACUACAACUCAUCGGCGAAUGAAAAUGGUUUAUGAGAGUGAUGAUGAGUAAAGCAGGAUAAGCUGCACAAGACAGAAAAUCAGCCUAGGUGGUGUAUUAACAGCGAAUUGGGUGACCUCUUCCAGAGUACUUGUGCAAGCACAGGCAGCAAGAUCCUCCGUCCACGCAUAUUUGCUGGGCACAGUGUCAUCCUCGUACAUUUUAUUGUCCUUGUUAGCUUGUCAUCAAUUUUUUCAUGUUAAACUUUAAGCACUUUCAACUGGGCGGAACUUUUUUUGCGUUUCACAUAUUUAUUUGUAAAUGAGGAUUGUGGAAAGACUACAUAAAGUUUUUCGUACUUAAGUUUCAUAAACAUUCUGCUGUGAUCUAGGCCUGGCAUGUUUCUUUCUUUCUGUUCA